Messenger RNA from Effrenium voratum, 2454 nucleotides. The record is from the annotation of a GenBank genome assembly. NCBI's taxonomy places the organism in Eukaryota, Dinophyceae, Suessiales, Symbiodiniaceae.
AUGCUGACACCCAUCUGUGGAACUGCCGUGGCACCGGUGGCCUUCCAAAACGGAAGUGAACUACGUGCUGCCGUCAUUGCUUGGCAGUUGGACGCCGAGAGAAGCCGACUGAUCUCGACCUAUGGCAACAUUGGCCGCUGGGAUGUCUCCCAGGUGACCAAUAUGAGCCGACUGUUCUCCGAACAACGGCGGUUCAAUGAAGAAAUCGGAGACUGGAACACCUCUGCAGUGACCGACAUGGAGUACAUGUUCUCCGACGCCGAGGCCUUUAACCAGCCCAUUGGAUCAUGGAACACCUCUGCAGUGAGCAACAUGGCGUUCAUGUUCUAUCGGGCUAAGGCCUUCAACCAGCCGAUCGGAUCAUGGAACACCUCUGCGGUGACCAACAUGAGGUCUAUGCUCUCCGGUGUCCAGGCCUUCAACCAGCCGAUUGGACCAUGGAACACCUCCGCAGUGACUAGCAUGGUGGCCAUGUUCUGGGAUGCCAAGGUCUUCAACCAGCCCAUUGGAUCAUGGAACACCUCUGCAGUGACCAACAUGGCGGCCAUGUUCCAUGGUGCACAGGCCUUCAACCAGCCGAUCGGAUCAUGGGACACCUCCGCAGUGACUAACAUGGUUUCCAUGUUCAACGGCGCCGAAGCCUUCAACCAGCCGAUUGGGUCAUGGGACACCUCUGCACUGACCACCAUGGUGUCCAUCUUCUCCGGCGCGAAGGCCUUCAACAAGCCGAUUGGAGCAUGGGACACCGCUGGAGUGACCAGCAUGGCGUACAUGUUCAACGGCGCCGAAGCCUUCAACCAGCCGAUUGGAUCAUGGAACACCUCUGCAGUAACCCAGAUGAUGAAUAUGUUCUCCGGCGCCAAGGCCUUCAACCAGCCAAUUGGAUCAUGGAACACAACUGCAGUGACCACCAUGGCGUACAUGUUCCGUGGCGCCCGCGCCUUCGACCAGCCGAUGGGAUCCUGGAACACCUCCGCAGUGACCAGCAUGGUGGCCAUGUUCGACGGCGCCCAGUCCUUCGACCAGCCAAUUGGAUCGUGGGACGUGUCUGCCCUGAAAAGCCACGAUCGCAUGUUUCACGCCCUGAUGCCGCCGUGCGAAGCAGGCAGAGGUCCCGGCCGGAACCAGCUCAUGUGCGAGCGCUGCGGGGUUGGGCAGCACGCCCCAGCAAGCGGUUUUUGCCAAGGAUGUCCGGCAGGUGCCGUGCCCUCAGAUGAUCGCGGCACAUGUGUCGAGUGCCCGAUGCUUCACUACUCCGCGAGAGGCCGUGACAAGUGCCUUGCGUGCAACCCGCCGCUGGUUUUGGCAGAUAACCACUGUGUGUGGUGGCACCUGCCCCUUGUAGCACUUUGUGUGGCAGGCUUGGCCGUUGCGGCUCGUCUGCUGCACGGGUGUAACCGUGCAAGGAAAGCUGGGAAGAUCGAGCGCUUGCUGCAAGACAUGUAUGCGGAGCUGUGGGACGAAGGACCAACCUUUGCGGCCACUUACUCCAAGAAGUUGGAAGGCCUUGGGUGUCAGAAGGCAGCGGAAAGAAUUGGCGAGAUGCGUGCCAUACAGAGCCAAAGAGCCGGCGUGAGCACUGCAUAUCUCCUUUCACCCGAGUUUUCGCAGCUGGCUAUAGAUCGCAGCGGCAAAGAUGACCCAACUUUUAUCGAGCUAAAGACGGCAUUCUGGCUUUCUGGCGCACCGAUUGGACAAGACAUUAUUUGUCCUCGUGAUGGCAGAGCGGGAUGCGCGCUCGUCGACUGGAUGCCCCGUGAACACCGCCGCGAACAGACACAUUUCAUGAGCUGGACCUGGAAAUACAGCGUGCAGCAGGUGCAAAGUGCGUUGCAGACGUUUCAGGGCUGCCUGGGGGCACAACCAUGCUACUUGUUCGUGUGUUUCUUUGCGAACAACCAGUUCCGCAUCAUUGUGGAAGGAACCACUGUGGGGAGUGAUGACCUCGAAGAUGUUUUUGAGAGCAACCUGAAACGAAUUGGCAAGAUGGUGGCAAUUCUGGAUACUUGGGACGCACCAAUGUACCUCACUCGUAUCUGGACGGUGUACGAGCAAUAUGUGGCCUCCACUAUCCAAAUUGAGGUUCAGUUCAUCAUGCCGAAGGCAGCAGCCAACCAUCUCCAACGGCAGAUCGCACGCGGUUCUGAGGGCAUCAACCAGGUGAUCAAAGCCUUGAGUCAAGUGGAUUCCGAAAAAGCUGAAGCUUGGAAGUUGGAGGAUGAGAUGAAAGUGAAGUCCUUGAUCCAGGACUCCGUGGGUUUCCACGCAGUUGACGUUCACGUCACGAAUGUCAUGACGACGUGGAUUGGGAAGGUCUUAGAACAAACGUGCCGAGAGCUGCUGGAGAGCGCACGUGUCACGGAGGUGUCCAAAAGAGAAGAUUGUCGCAUUGGCCAGGUGACAUCAAGCAGCGCAGAUUCAAAAGGCGAACCUUUGUUCCUGGCCAAUUUUUAG